GCUCAGUGGCGCAGCCGUUUAGAAUGUCCGUGCAACUCCUCGUGCUGGCAAUCUUAUGUAGCUGGCACGAAGGACUCGAGGCGAUGUCGCUUCGGGGCGCCAACCUUUGCACCAGGCUGGCUACGGCCGCGCAGGCCUUGUUGCACUGCAAAGGCUUCGCUGCCUGGCGCGUGCUGGUGGGCGGCCAAGGCGACGAGGUGCAGGAGGUGGAGGGCGGCGGGCCCCUUCUGCUGCUGGAGCGAGCAGCGCAGCUGCGGGAUAAGGUGUGCAAGCCCAAGCCUUCUCUCCAGGCCAAGUGGGACGCGGCCGGUGUGGAUGCGGUGGAUGUCGUGGUCCGAGGCAUCAGCGGAGAGAUUCUACUGGAGGAGCCUGGUGCAAAGUCAAGGACUCCCGUGAAGGUGCUGGUGCAGAAGCUUCGCGUGCUCCUGGACACGGAGGUGGAGCUGGUGCAGCUCUGCUGCGGCACCACCGUGCUGAAGCACAGCGGAGUCCUGGGCGAUUACAUUGCUCCCGAAGGCGGCACACAGGAGCUGACGUUCCUGAAACUUCAUGGGCCUGCGUGCACGGUGGAGGCGCUGAGCAAAAGGGACAUCAAGCUGCUGGACUCGGUGCCCAAGGAGGGUCAACGCUGCCACACCGAUCGCAAUUACGUCUUCUACUCUUUGGGCAGCUUUGCGGACAAGCCGUCAAUGCGAUACUUGCUGACCAGCAACGAUGACAAGGGGACGCCUGCUGACCUACCAAUGUGGCGGCUGAACAUUCGAAUGCCUGUGGUGGUCUACCUGAACUUCCGCUCUGAGCGCCAUGCCGCACAGGCACGCACUUGGCUCCGAGGCUGGACCAAGUCCACAACCAUGGAGAGCACCGUGAGCUCGGGCAUCCCCAAUGGCCCCUACCACGGUCCCAUCUACUACAAGGCGGUGGACAGCGGCACGCUGGACCUGAACGGCAGUCACUGCGGCGAAGGCACCUACUUCGUCUUUGUUGACGUCCAACCUGAGAGUUGAGUUGUUGCGCGCAUCUUCCGCGGCGUCGCUUCGGAGCAGCUGGAGUAGGAUUAGAGAUGUGGUGUCUGUCUUUGUCGGGUACCCUUUUUUCA
This is a messenger RNA of Effrenium voratum, 1099 nucleotides long. Lineage: Eukaryota; Dinophyceae; Suessiales; Symbiodiniaceae. The record is from the annotation of a GenBank genome assembly.